Molecule: messenger RNA, 771 nt
Organism: Alternaria triticimaculans
Lineage: Eukaryota; Fungi; Ascomycota; Dothideomycetes; Pleosporales; Pleosporaceae
Exons: 2
Coding region: 1-771 (256 amino acids)
Molecular function (GO): protein binding
Source: RefSeq, a predicted model, not a curated record
AUGGCGACUCCCGAGAAGAAAGAGGAGCCCCCAAACGUCACUCCGUUGCUCAAGCUGCCCCGAUGCUCGAAGACCGUGGCUGCUCCACCUAGCCCAGACCACUACGGCUCGAUAGUCAAGGUUACAGUCGGUAAACAGGACGACAGGCGCGAAUUUCAUGUCUACUCAGGCCUCCUUGCGCACUAUUCAUCCUACUUCAAAGCUGCCUUGAAGAGUUGUUGGAGAACGCCUGAAACCGUCAAUCUGGAGGAUGAUAACCCUGAGGUCUUCCUGGCGUUCUUUAGCUGGAUCUAUACAGGGAAGCUCUACUCGGCCCUCGACGCGUCAGGGAAAGUUCCUCUAAGCAUGAAACUCAUCUUUGAGAUCUACGUCUUUGGCGACGCCCGAGGAGCUCCUGAGCUCUGCAACACCGCGAUCGACCUACUUAUCCAGAACAUGCAGCAGAAGUGGAUGUUCCCAAACCAUGAGCUCGACUACGUCUACGAAAACACGCUUCAAGAAUCAGCUCUGCGCCGUGCUCUCUUGGAUUUCGCGGUCGACAAUUAUCGUUUCGUAGAACUCGUUGACCCAAUCCAACGAUUACAAGAAUUGGCAAAAUAUCCUAAAGAGUUCCUCGGAGAUAUGUUAAUGGCUCUCAUGGCUCUUGGCAAGACUCCAAUUCCGUCAAGUGCAGGGUAUGGAAAUUUGCCUUACGGCAAGAACAACUGGGCCACGUACAUCAAGCCUCAGGUAUGCUCAAGGUAUCACAAUCACCCAGCACCUCCGGCCUGA